Molecule: messenger RNA, 159 nt
Organism: Dovyalis caffra
Lineage: Eukaryota; Viridiplantae; Streptophyta; Magnoliopsida; Malpighiales; Salicaceae
Source: the annotation of a GenBank genome assembly
UAUGACCGUACUUUUAAUUACUUGCUUGCUUUGGAAUUGGAAGGGGGCUGCCCUCUUUCUUACAUCUGUGGAUACGUUGGUAGACUGCAUCGAGAUGGCCCUUUCCCUCAUGGAAAAGAAUCGAAGGCGGUGCCGGCCCUUCGCAACUUCCCGAUCUAA